Molecule: messenger RNA, 827 nt
Organism: Panicum hallii
Lineage: Eukaryota; Viridiplantae; Streptophyta; Magnoliopsida; Poales; Poaceae
Product: non-specific lipid transfer protein-like 1
Exons: 3
Coding region: 113-640 (175 amino acids)
Source: RefSeq, a predicted model, not a curated record
CCCCCCUCCUGACCUGUCCACUCCCCGCGUCCCACCAACUUCCCCACCACACCCCGUUCAUUCCCCACUCCACUCCGCUCCUCCCCCACUCGAGCCGAGCGCCGCCGCAGCCAUGGCCCUCACCGCCCGCGCCUCCGCCGUGGCGUGCCUCCUCCUCGCGCUCGCCGCCUCCGCCGCGGGCGCGGGCUCCCACUCCCCUGCCCCGGCGCCGGCGGUCGACUGCUUCGCAGCGGCCUCGAGCCUGAUCGACUGCAUGGGCUACGUCUCCCCCGGGAGCACGGAGAAGACCCCGUCCAAGGCCUGCUGCGGGGAGGUCAAGACCGCCGUCGCCAACCCCACCACCGUCAGCUGCCUCUGCACCCUCGCCGGCUCCAAGGACUUCCCCGUGCCCAUCGACAUGAAGCGCGUGCUCGCGCUCCCCGGCGCCUGCGGCGCGUCCAACGCCGCCUUCAGCAAGUGCCACAUUUCCGCGGGUUCUCCGACCGGAGCACCUGCGCCAUCUGCUACCGGAGGAUCAUCGAGCGGGGGGGCGACCACGACACCACCACCGCAACCGGCAGCGGCGAGCUCUCCGACGACGGCGACCGCCCUCGUGGCCGCCGUGGCGGCCCCGCUGCUCGCCUACUGCUACCUCUUCUGAGCUGGGGAUAUCUUCGUUCUGAUGCUUGAGCUGCGCGCCGUGCUGGCUGAGUGACCGCCCUUUAUUGUCGAGCUGCGCCAUGAUUCAGUUAAUCUGUUGUCGAGACUGCUGUAAUGCUGUUACUUGAGCUGUUCUGCGGAGUGUUUGACGUGACUUCUCGUGCUGCCUUCGGUCGAUUUUGCCCGAA